AUGGAUCAGCUGUUUGUGCUGCUGCUGUGGAGCUCAGAGUCUGAUGAUGUCAGGUUGGUGGGAGGAGCCAAUCGCUGUGGAGGUACACUGCAGGUGAAACAUCUGGGAGAGUGGAAACCAUUGCAAUUCAUUGACUGUACCCUGAAGGAAGCAGCUGUAGUCUGUAAACAUCUGGACUGUGGCUCCGCUGUUUCUGUAGAACAGUCCUCACAAAGCUCAGUGUGGGGGGUCAAUUCUACCUGUGUUCAGUCAGGAUCUGCUCUGAGGAACUGUGUAACAUCAGAAUACUUCUCCUCUGCCGUGGAGCUCACCUGCUCAGACUCUGUCAGGCUGCUGAAUGGUUCCAGUCUGUGUUCAGGCAGACUGGAGGUGAAGUCUAACCAGAGCUGGUCCUCAGUGUGUGAAGCUGACUUUGACCAGCAGGAUGCAGAGGUGGUCUGUAGGGAGCUCGGCUGUGAGCCUCCUUCGGCCCUCCAGGGGGCGCUCUAUGGAGAAGUGGAGGCUCCAGUGUGGAGCAAAGAGUUCCAGUGUGGAGGCCAUGAGUCUGCUCUCCUGGACUGUAGAAGCUCAGGCUCAGCUCGAAACAGCUGCUCACCUGGCAAAGCUGUUGGACUCACCUGCUCAGACUCUGUCAGGCUGCUGAAUGGUUCCAGUCUGUGUUCAGGCAGACUGGAGGUGAAGUCUAACCAGAGCUGGUCCUCAGUGUGUGAAGCUGACUUUGACCAGCAGGAUGCAGAGGUGGUCUGUAGGGAGCUCGGCUGUGGGCCUCCUUCGGUCCUCCAGGGGGCGCUCUAUGGAGAAGUGGAGGCUCCAGUGUGGAGCAAAGAGUUCCAGUGUGGAGGCCAUGAGUCUGCUCUCCUGGACUGUAGAAGCUCAGGCUCAGCUCGAAACAGCUGCUCACCUGGCAAAGCUGUUGGACUCACCUGCUCAGAGAGUGAUUUCAGGUUGGUAGGAGGAGCCAGUCGCUGCGCAGGUAUACUGGAGGUGCAAAAUCGGAAAGAAUGGAGACCUGUGGAUAGCUCUGACUGGAGCUUGAAAGAAGCAGCUGUUGUGUGCAUACAUCUGGACUGUGGCCCAGCUGUUUCUGUCAAAAAGAGGCACAAUUUCUCAUGGAGAUCUAGAUGGAAGAUUAAUUCUGACUGUGUUCAGCCAGGAGCUCCUCUGAGGGAUUGUACAACAUCGGCUGACACUGAUCAAAUCCUGAAUAUCACCUGCUCAGACUCUCCAGACUCUGUCAGGCUGCUGAAUGGUUCCAGUCUGUGUUCAGGCAGACUGGAGGUGAAGUCUAACCAGAGCUGGUCCUCAGUGUGUGAAGCUGACUUUGACCAGCAGGAUGCAGAGGUGGUCUGUAGGGAGCUCGGCUGUGGGCCUCCUUUGGUCCUCCAGGGGGCGCUCUAUGGAGAAGUGGAGGCUCCAGUGUGGAGCAAAGAGUUCCAGUGUGGAGGCCAUGAGUCUGCUCUCCUGGACUGUAGAAGCUCAGGCUCAGCUCGAAACAGCUGCUCACCUGGCAAAGCUGUUGGACUCACCUGCUCAGACUUUGAUUUCAGGUUGGUGGGAGGAGCCAGUCGCUGUGCAGGAACACUUGAGGCAAAAUAUCUGGGAAAGUGGAGACCAGUGUAUGGCUUUUUCUCGACCCUGAAAGAAGCAGCUGAAGUUUGCCAAUAUCUGGACUGUGGCUCAGCUGUUUCUAUACAAAAGGCAUACUCCUCAUACAAAUUUGUGUGGUCAAUUUCUUCUGACUGUGUUCAGUCAGGAUUUCCUCUGAGGGAUUGUACAACAUCGGCUAACACUGAUCAAAUCCUGACUCUCACCUGCUCAGACUCUGUCAGGCUGCUGAAUGGUUCCAGUCUGUGUUCAGGCAGACUGGAGGUGAAGUCUAACCAGAGCUGGUCCUCAGUGUGUGAAGCUGACUUUGACCAGCAGGAUGCAGAGGUGGUCUGUAGGGAGCUCGGCUGUGGGCCUCCUUCGGCCCUCCAGGGGGCGCUCUAUGGAGAAGUGGAGGCUCCAGUGUGGAGCAAAGAGUUCCAGUGUGGAGGCCAUGAGUCUGCUCUCCUGGACUGUAGAAGCUCAGGCUCAGCUCGAAACAGCUGCUCACCUGGCAAAGCUGUUGGACUCACCUGCUCAGAGCCUGAUUUCAGGUUGGUGGGAGGAGCCAGUCGCUGUACAGGUACACUGGAGUUUAAACAUCUGGGAAAGUGGAGACCAGUGUAUGGCUUUUUCUGGACCCUGAAAGAAGCAGCUGUUUCCUGUGAACAACUGGACUGUGGCUCAGCUGUUUAUAUAGAAAUGAUAGACUCCUCACGCACAACUGGGUGGUUGAUCAGUUCUGAUUGUGUUCUGUCCAGAUCUCCUCUGAGGGACUGUGCAACAUCAGAUUACACUGACCAAAUCCUGAAACUCACCUGCUCAGACUCUGUCAGGCUGCUGAAUGGUUCCAGUCUGUGUUCAGGCAGACUGGAGGUGAAGUCUAACCAGAGCUGGUCCUCAGUGUGUGAAGCUGACUUUGACCAGCAGGAUGCAGAGGUGGUCUGUAGGGAGCUCGGCUGUGGGCCUCCUUCGGUCCUCCAGGGGGCGCUCUAUGGAGAAGUGGAGGCUCCAGUGUGGAGCAAAGAGUUCCAGUGUGGAGGCCAUGAGUCUGCUCUCCUGGACUGUAGAAGCUCAGGCUCAGCGGGAAACAGCUGCUCACCUGGCAAAGCUGUUGGACUCACCUGCUCAGAACCUGUCAGGUUGGUGGGAGGAGCCAGUCACUGUGAAGGAACACUGGAGCUGAAAUAUCUGGGAGAGUGGAGACCAGUAUAUGACUCUCUGUGGUCCUUUAAGAAGGCAGCUGUUCUCUGUUACUAUCUAGACUGUGGCUCUGCUGUUUCUGUAACACAGAGGAAGGAGUCCACAUGGAGAUCUAAAUGGAGUAUUAGUUCUGACUGUGUUCAGCCAGGAAUUCUUCUGAGAGAAUGUGCAGCAUCACAUUACAAUCAGUUCAUCUUGAAUAUCACCUGCUCAGACUCUGUCAGGCUGCUGAAUGGUUCCAGUCUGUGUUCAGGCAGACUGGAGGUGAAGUCUAACCAGAGCUGGUCCUCAGUGUGUGAAGCUGACUUUGACCAGCAGGAUGCAGAGGUGGUCUGCAGGGAGUUUGGCUGUGGACCUCCUUCGGUCCUCCAGGGGGCGCUCUAUGGAGAAGUGGAGGCUCCAGUGUGGAGCAAAGAGUUCCAGUGUGGAGGCCAUGAGUCUGCUCUCCUGGACUGUAGAAGCUCAGGCUCAGCGGGAAACAGCUGCUCACCUGGCAAAGCUGUUGGACUCACCUGCUCAGAGUCUGAUGAUGUCAGGUUGGUGGGAGGACCCAGUCGCUGUGCAGGUACACUGGAGUUAAAACAUCUGAGAGAAUGGAGACCAAUGGGGUACUUUCAUGUUUCCUGGACCAUGAAAGAAGCAGCUGUUAUGUGUGAACAUCUGGACUGUGGCUCAGCUGUUUCUAUAGAAGCGGCACAUUCCUCAUACAAAGCUGUGUGGUUGAUCUGGUCUUCCUGUAUUGUGUCCAAAACUCCUCUGAGGGAUUGUGCAAUAUCAGAUCACCUUGACCAAAUCCUGAAACUCACCUGCUCAGACUCUGUCAGGCUGCUGAAUGGUUCCAGUCUGUGUUCAGGCAGACUGGAGGUGAAGUCUAACCAGAGCUGGUCCUCAGUGUGUGAAGCUGACUUUGACCAGCAGGAUGCAGAGGUGGUCUGUAGGCAGCUCGGCUGUGGACCUCCUUUGGGCCUCCAGGGGGCGCUCUAUGGAGAAGUGGAGGCUCCAGUGUGGAGCAAAGAGUUCCAGUGUGGAGGCCAUGAGUCUGCUCUCCUGGACUGUAGAAGCUCAGGCUCAGCUCGAAACAGCUGCUCACCUGGCAAAGCUGUUGGACUCACCUGCUCAGUUAAUGAUGUCAGGCUGGUAGGAGGACCCAGUCGCUGUGCAGGUACACUGGAGUUGAAACAUCUGGCAGGAUGGAGACCACUGUGUGGCUCUCAUGAUUCCUGGACCCUGAAAGAAGCAGCUGUUUUCUGUGAACAUCUGGACUGUGGCCCAGCUGUUUCUAUAGAAAAGGGACGCUCCUCACGCACAUCUGCAUGGUUGAUUACACCUGAGUGUGUUCUAUCCACAUCUCCUUUGAGGGAUUGUGCAACAACAGAUUAUUCUUACCAAAUCCUGAAACUCACCUGUUCAGCUCCAACAGAUUUCACAGUUCUCAUCACCAUGCUCAUCCUACCGCUGACUCUGCUGCUGGUGAUCACUGCCCUUUAUUUCUACUGUCAGGCCAACAGGGGGCAGAAAUCCAGCAGACAGGAGAACACUGAGCUGCUUGACUCUAAUCAGGGUGUUUGUGCAGGUGAAGGAGUGCCGGCUGCAAAUAAAAGAGUUCAGCAGGACCUCCAAGGAGCUCAUCCUACAGCCACAUGAAUUAAUCAGCUGAUGUGAGCGACCAUCAGCUCAGUUUUCUGCUGAAGACUUAAAUCUGUAAACACACCUCACUAACAAAUAUCUUCACUAAUAAUUCUGAAAUGUAGAGAUAGAGCGCCCACCAGGGAAGGCGGUGAGGCAUCAGCAAGAAGAGCGUGGAAAAAACAACUUGGAUCUUGACACUCAGCAUGUC
This is a messenger RNA of Oreochromis niloticus (Nile tilapia), 4624 nucleotides long. Its product is annotated as scavenger receptor cysteine-rich type 1 protein M160. Gene Ontology annotation, cellular component: membrane. Lineage: Eukaryota; Metazoa; Chordata; Actinopteri; Cichliformes; Cichlidae. The record is from RefSeq and is a predicted model, not a curated record. The transcript is spliced from 17 exons. Bases 1 to 4431 code for a protein of 1476 amino acids.